Dissoconium aciculare CBS 342.82 is the source of this 459-nucleotide messenger RNA. RefSeq lists its product as uncharacterized. NCBI's taxonomy places the organism in Eukaryota, Fungi, Ascomycota, Dothideomycetes, Mycosphaerellales, Dissoconiaceae. The record is from RefSeq and is a predicted model, not a curated record. The transcript has 2 exons. Bases 1 to 459 code for a protein of 152 amino acids.
AUGCGUGACUGUUUAUCAAACCCAUCGUGGGAUUUCGUAGGUCCUCUGUCCACAACAGAAACGCGCUAUGAAACUGUUGGAAAAGUAUCCAAGUUUUCAAGUACAAGUCCAGGCGAGCGUGCCCGUGAACCACAUGAUGAUGAUGAUGAUGAUGAUGAUGAUGAUGAUGAUGAUGAUGAUGAUGAUGAUGAUGAUGAUGAUGAUGAUGAUCACCAGCCACUUUCCUGGUUGAUAGGCAUUCCCACAGACAAAGGCCAAGCCGUCGCUUCGAAGCCUGAAAGCCUUGGCCCAGUGGUCAUUCACUUGUGGAAGAAGACAUCGGAGAGAGACAAUUCUGGGCUUGACUGGAAGGUAUUGCUUGUGGCCAAGAGAAACUCCUGGUGUCUAGAGAAGACUGCAACGCGCACUGAUCAGCUCACGUUGCAGGCGCACAUCCAUCCAGCUGCGAUCCUUCAGUGA